GCGGGGAUUGGCUGUUGGCGGCGUUGUAGCUGAGCUCGUGUGCGGCGGCGGUGUUGGCGGCAGCGGCGGCGGCAGCAGCGGCAGCAGCAAAGCGUUUAGCGCGAUGUCUCACACCAUUUUGCUGGUGCAGCCUACCAAGAGGCCAGAAGGCAGAACUUACGCUGACUAUGAAUCUGUGAAUGAAUGCAUGGAAGGUGUUUGUAAAAUGUAUGAAGAACAUCUGAAGAGAAUGAAUCCCAAUAGCCCCUCGAUCACGUAUGAUAUCAGUCAGUUGUUUGAUUUUAUCGACGAUCUGGCAGAUCUCAGCUGCCUUGUUUACCGAGCUGAUACCCAGACAUACCAGCCUUAUAACAAAGAUUGGAUCAAAGAGAAGAUCUACGUACUCCUUCGUCGGCAGGCCCAACAGGCUGGGAAAUAAUUGAGUUGGAAGCAUUAGGGCACAGGGGGUGGGCUUGGAACAAAGGUGUGUACAAUGUGCUAUAGUGGGAGUUUGUAUUAACAGUAAUGCUGUUUCCAUUUUGUUACAGUCUAGCCAAGAGCGAAUGUAUUAGAUGAAAUGAGGAUCUUUCUAUUGAAGGCCCUCAUUGUAUCUUUUUUUUUUCUUUUUCUUUUUUUUACUUAAACAUUUUUAUGAUGAUUUAGAUGGAAGUUGUUCAUUGUCAGUUAAUGUUGGUUCCAGUCCUUCAAACUGUUCCUAUCUACUUUAUAACAUUCACAAACUAACCCUUCAAGAUGGGGUGGGGUGGAAACAAUUUAGUUAUGUACUCAGAUAAAGUCUUAGUGCAAAGUAAAUAAAUGUUGUUUAGUUAUAUUUUC
This is a messenger RNA of Dipodomys ordii (Ord's kangaroo rat), 816 nucleotides long. It is a transcript of the gene Erh, whose product is annotated as enhancer of rudimentary homolog (Drosophila). The record is from RefSeq and is a predicted model, not a curated record. Bases 104 to 418 code for a protein of 104 amino acids. The transcript has 4 exons. Lineage: Eukaryota; Metazoa; Chordata; Mammalia; Rodentia; Heteromyidae.